This is a messenger RNA of Eleginops maclovinus (Patagonian blennie), 2084 nucleotides long. Its product is annotated as rho-related GTP-binding protein RhoA-D-like. NCBI's taxonomy places the organism in Eukaryota, Metazoa, Chordata, Actinopteri, Perciformes, Eleginopidae. Gene Ontology annotation, biological process: stress fiber assembly; Rho protein signal transduction. The transcript has 5 exons. Gene Ontology annotation, cellular component: cleavage furrow; dendritic spine; cytosol. The record is from RefSeq and is a predicted model, not a curated record. Bases 120 to 701 code for a protein of 193 amino acids. Gene Ontology annotation, molecular function: protein kinase binding; GTP binding; GTPase activity.
GGUCUUGUGAGUAUCGGUUUGGUUGGUUUUUACUCUGGCUAUAGCUGCUUCAAGGGACGGAAGAGAGCAGGAGGGGAACACGGAGGUCUUUGACAAUUUAACAGCUCACUCUUGAAAGGAUGGCUGCUAUCAGGAAGAAGUUGGUGAUAGUUGGGGAUGGUGCGUGUGGGAAGACCUGCCUGCUCAUCGUCUUCAGUAAGGACCAGUUCCCCGAGGUCUACGUCCCCACUGUGUUUGAGAACUACAUCGCUGACAUUGAAGUGGAUGGGAAACAGGUGGAGUUAGCGUUGUGGGAUACAGCGGGUCAGGAAGACUAUGACCGGCUGAGGCCUCUCUCCUACCCCGACACGCAUGUUAUCCUCAUGUGUUUCUCCAUAGACAGCCCUGACAGUUUAGAGAACAUUCCUGAGAAAUGGACCCCUGAAGUGAAACACUUUUGUCCCAAUGUCCCCAUCAUUCUCGUGGGCAACAAGAAGGACCUUAGGAAUGAUGAACACACACGCAGAGAGCUGGCCAAGAUGAAACAGGAGCCCGUUAAGUCUGAGGAGGGCAGAGACAUGGCAAACCGCAUCAGUGCCUUCGGCUACCUGGAGUGCUCGGCUAAGACCAAGGAUGGAGUGCGGGAGGUGUUUGAGAUGGCCACCAGAGCGGCGCUGCAGGUCCGCAAGCACAAGAAGACGGGCGCCUGCCAGCUACUGUGAAGGGACAGAGUUUGUCGGCCAAUCAGCACCCCCCCCCCCCCCCCCCCCGUACACACAGCGCAAACUUAGAGAAACCCUAAAUCAAUGGCUUCCGUGGACUAUACUUACUUUACAAUAUAUGCCACAGGAUAUUAUGAAGGACUGACACACCUGUUUUUAAAAGCAAAACAAAUCAGCCUUUUUCUUUUUUUUCAAAACUUUUCCUCUGCUACUCACACACUUGUUUGUUUGCUCUUUCGUUUUCCUCCACCAGGCCCUCGGAGUGAACGACCUGUCCAUUCCUCCUAUAUGAAUGUAUGUUUGUAUUUCUAUGUGCAUAUACUUUACAAAUAUAUCAUGCCUGUGUUAUGAUUGUUUACAGAGAAGGUUUGUGAGUCCCAUGUCCACUAAAUGGCAUUUAGAUGUUCCUUAACAGUAUGGAGACCCUGCUUCUCCUAGUCUUCUUUUAUACAUCAGCUUCAGUCACGAUCCACCCAUAUGUCCCGCCUAUUCAUUUGACACCCUUAUUUCACCAAGUGCUAAAUCAGCAGACCUCCAUUUUCCCCAGCCUUUCUCUCCUGACAUUAAGGACUAAAUUUAGAAAUGUGUUCACUCUGCAUUAAUCACUGAAACCUACAUAAACUGAAGCAGCAGUAACUCUUUGUGCAGAGAGGUUUUGGACUGCACCUUGCUCUGUCUGUCCCCCAUGGUGAUCGCUUAAGCCGGCACUGAAAACAGUGGUCUAUUGUCAUGGACACAAUACUCUGUCACACUUAUAGUGGCUGAAAAAACUUCCAAAAGGUCACCAAACAAGCCUGCUGUCUGAACUCGGUAAACAGUCGUCAUAUCGCUGUGUACUCAAUUUGCAGGUUUGAAUGCACAUUGCUCACAGAUUAAUAUUCAGGGCAGAUUAUAGGCAUAGUAUGUGAAUACACAUUUCUAAAUGAAAGCUUGAUGACAUAUAAAAUGUUGUUUUUACCGAUGUGCCAUGUCCUCAGAUUGGCUCACCAUAACAUAAGCACCCAUGACUAUUUAAAACUGGGGCUUUGUUGUUGUAUAUCAGUUCUUUAUUUGACACUACACCCAAGGGACGUUCCUUGAAAUGUGAUUUGAUAGCUGAGUCCAAGCCAGUGAUUCUAUAUCAUACCACUGACACUUAUUAUAUUUUCUAGUCCCUACAUUGAUCUUACCAACAUUAUACGACAACGUUCGAGAUCUUUUCAUCCAGUACAUUCAGCUCCAUAGAGAUGUUACAAGUUUGGCUAACUUCUGGACUGUGCCUCUAUGUCUGUGAUAUCACACGUCAUAGUCCACGAUAAAAUGUUGAUGGUGAUGACUCUUGACAAACAGGAGUGGGAUGUGUUGAAUGUCUGGAUGAGUCAUUAAAGUAUCUUUGAAAUACUG